GACAACUUCUCUCGUCGACACCGUUGUUCUCCCGUCAAUGGUAGACAUUAUUGCCACCAGCAAGUUUCCCUGAAUUAUAGAAAAAGGAUUGCAAAUUUACAAUUCUCUAACGUUGCACUACUUUUAUAAAACCACCAACCAUGCCACGUAUUAUGAUAAAAGGUGGUGUUUGGAGAAACACGGAGGAUGAGAUCCUUAAGGCAGCUGUUAUGAAAUAUGGCAAAAACCAAUGGGCUCGUAUUGCUUCAUUGCUACACAGAAAAUCUGCAAAACAGUGUAAAGCAAGAUGGUAUGAAUGGUUAGAUCCUAGUAUCAAGAAAACAGAAUGGAGUCGAGAAGAAGAAGAGAAACUUCUUCAUUUGGCAAAACUAAUGCCAACUCAAUGGCGAACUAUUGCCCCUAUUAUUGGUCGAACUGCUGCUCAGUGUUUGGAACACUAUGAAUAUCUGUUAGAUAAAGCUCAAAACCGAGAUCAAGACAAUGAAGAUGAUCCUAGACGUCUUAAACCUGGAGAAAUUGAUCCCAACCCAGAGACAAAACCAGCUCGCCCUGACCCUGUGGAUAUGGAUGAAGAUGAACUUGAAAUGUUAUCAGAAGCUAGAGCUCGUCUGGCCAACACCCAAGGUAAAAAAGCUAAAAGGAAAGCUAGAGAAAAGCAGCUAGAAGAAGCUAGGCGCUUGGCAGCAUUGCAGAAGAGACGAGAAUUAAGAGCUGCUGGUAUAGAGAUCAAACAAAAGAAAAAAAAGAAACGUGGUGUAGAUUAUAAUGCUGAAAUACCAUUUGAAAAGAAACCAGCCCCUGGUUUCUACAACACGUCAGAGGAACACUACACUCCUUUGGAUCCAAACUACAAGAGGUUACGUCAACAAAACAUGGAUGGAGAGCUACGUCGAGACAAAGAAGAUAGAGAAAGGAAAAAAGAUAAGUCACGUCAAAAGAAAAGAAAGGAAAAUGAUCUUCCAGGUGUGAUAUCCAGUCAAAAUAACUUUACUGAACCAAUAAAGAAACGGAGUAAGUUGGUUCUGCCAGCUGCACAGAUUUCAGAUGCUGAACUUGAAGAUGUUGUUAAGAUUGGUCAAGCAAGUGAGUACGCUCGCCAACAAGCCGAAGAUGGGGGUGUAAAAGAUGGUGCUUCCUCAGCUCUUCUCCAGGAUUACAGUAUGACCCCACAACCAGGUAAUUUAAGAACCCCUCGGACACCUGCAUCAGAAGACACAGUUUUACAAGAAGCUCAGAAUAUCAUGGCAUUAACCAAUGUGGACACCCCUCUCAAAGGAGGCCUAAACACUCCCCUUGAUGACACAGACUUCAGUGGUGUUACACCAAAACAUGCCUCAGCUCAAACACCAAAUACACUAAUCACUACACCAUACCAGACACCAGGACGAAAUGAAUCUAGUGGAUUGACUCCUAAAAGCGGUAGUUUGACACCAAGACAGACUCCUGGAACAACACCACUCAGGACUCCUGUCCGAGAUAAGUUGAAUAUAAAUCCUGCUGAGGAUUUUGAAUCUGCAGAAUAUGGGAAGAAUUAUCAAAAAGAUGUCAAAGACCAAUUAAAAAGAGGACUUGCAGCAUUGCCCACACCAAAGAACGAUUACGAAAUUGUUGUUCCAGAGAAUGAAAAUGUAGAUGUUGAAGAGGAAAGUGAUCAAAAGGAGAGUCCAGUUGAAGAUCAGGCAGAUAUAGAUGCAAGGGAACUGAAGGAACAAUUAGCUCUUCGAGUGAAAGAACUUCGAAUGAGUUCACAAGCUGUUCAAAGAUCAAUGCCACGCCCAACAGACGUCAACACAAAUAUUAUGAGGGUGGCUGGUCCGGCAGAUCCACCCCUAACGGAUCUACAGAAGGCUGAAGAAUUGAUCAAGAAAGAAAUGUUGAUAAUGCUUCAUUAUGACAGCCUGCACAACCCCACCGCUUCACAGAUGGGUAUAACACCUGGUAUGAAGAAGUCUGUACCCAAUCAGAAAGUAGCUGUCAAUCAAGCUCAACAUUUGGCCUAUCUGGAAACUCAUCCUUAUGUACGCUAUGAAGAGGAAGAACUGAUUGAAGCUAAGAAACAACUCCAAACUGAGAUGGAUGUUGUAAAACAUGGUAUGAAUCAUGGAGAUUUAUCUUUGGAAGCUUUCAGUCAAGUAUGGGAUGAGUGCUAUUCUCAGAUAUUGUUCAUGCCAUCACAAAAUCGGUACACUCGGGCAAAUCUUGCUAGCAAGAAAGAUAGAAUCGAAUCAUUAGAAAAACGACUUGAGAUUAACCGAAACCACAUGACCAAAGAUGCUAAACAAGCAGCAAAACUAGAAAAAAAGUUGAAAAUAAUUUUGGGUGGAUAUCAGGCCAGAUCCCAGACUUUGGUGAAACAGCUACAUGACAUCUCAGAACAAAUUGAGCAAACUUACAUGGAACUUAAAACUUUUGAAAAACUUAGAAUCCAUGAGAUUGGAGCAAUACCUAAGCGAUCUGAAUCUAUGACAGAAGAUGUGCAAAGACAGACAGAACGAGAGAAAGAGCUUCAGAAGAGAUAUGCUGAACUUCAGUACAAGAAAGAAUUGCUAACAACCCAUUCUGCUUAAAUCUACCUUCUACUAUUCCAUUUUUAUAAACAAUAUAUGUUCAAUAUUUAAUUUUGAGGAGAUGACAAAGAAAAAUCUUGAAUUUAGAUUUUUUAAAAACCAAAUUUGAAGAUCCAUUCAUUCUUUUCCAUUCUCAUCUAAAAUCUAAUUCACCCACGAAUACUAAAUGAAUUAGAUGCCAUCAACAGGAGUUUAUGAAACCACUAAUAUUUUUGUUUCCAAUGUAAUAAAAAAUAACUGUCAAUAUCAUAAUGACAAGGAAAAUAAACACAUUAUGAAGUUUUA
Messenger RNA from Octopus sinensis (East Asian common octopus), 2852 nucleotides. RefSeq names its product cell division cycle 5-like protein. NCBI's taxonomy places the organism in Eukaryota, Metazoa, Mollusca, Cephalopoda, Octopoda, Octopodidae. The record is from RefSeq and is a predicted model, not a curated record. Gene Ontology annotation, cellular component: spliceosomal complex; Prp19 complex. Gene Ontology annotation, biological process: mRNA splicing, via spliceosome; regulation of transcription by RNA polymerase II. Bases 141 to 2567 code for a protein of 808 amino acids. Gene Ontology annotation, molecular function: RNA polymerase II transcription regulatory region sequence-specific DNA binding; DNA-binding transcription factor activity, RNA polymerase II-specific. The transcript is spliced from 20 exons.